Drosophila guanche is the source of this 15039-nucleotide messenger RNA. RefSeq names its product basement membrane-specific heparan sulfate proteoglycan core protein (gene trol). Gene Ontology annotation, cellular component: cell-cell junction; plasma membrane. Gene Ontology annotation, molecular function: cell adhesion molecule binding; calcium ion binding. The transcript has 48 exons. NCBI's taxonomy places the organism in Eukaryota, Metazoa, Arthropoda, Insecta, Diptera, Drosophilidae. The record is from RefSeq and is a predicted model, not a curated record. Bases 263 to 14731 code for a protein of 4822 amino acids. Gene Ontology annotation, biological process: cell-cell adhesion; axon guidance.
CGCAGGCACAGCCCCAAAGUUCUUACACAUUCGGUUGCGCGCCAUCGUUCGAGGCGGUCGCACACUUUUCGUGCCAUAACCGUAAACCACUGUCUUCCUACCGUUUAACCCCAUCAAGUAUAUCGAAUAUCGAACCGACAACUGCCUUAAAACCACACCCACACACACACACACACACACAAAGUACCUAUAACCGUAAAAGCUGCCAAAAAACCAAAAACAACAAAAUCCAAAGUAAAAUCUAAGCCCCCCAACACAAGCGAUGGGAUCAUCCGGGUCCCAGGCGUCUGGGAUCGUGACGGGACGGAUGUCGCUGCUGUUGCGCCUCCUAGCGGUGGCGCUAGUGAUGAAUGCCUGCCACGUGCCGCUCACCAAUGCCAAGCAAGUCUCGAACUUUGACGAAGACCUGGACUUUAUCCUUGCCGACGAUGUGUCCCUGCAACCCAACGGCAAGGUGGACUCCAUGGCACUCCAUGGAGUCGGCGGCGACUCCCUGCUGGAUGACGAUGAGGGCUUCCUCAACGACGAUGACCUGCCUCUCGCCGAGGCGCAGCAGGCAGCGGACGAGGAUGAGGAGCUGGGACAGGGCAACUGGUUCAGCAAGGGCGUACACCGUGUGCGCCGUUCCCUCUCCCGCAUCUUUGGUGGGGAUCGCAAUCGUCGUGGUAUCACUGAGCGGCAGCAGGAGCGUCGCCGUAGGGCCAAGGAUGAGCGGGUGCGGUCGAAGCUCGAACAGAAGCACCGUCUCGAAGAGCAGAAGAAGCGUCCGAAGGUGAUGAUGAAGCAGGUGCAGCAGCAGCUGCACAAUCGUGCCACCGAUCCCCGUAAGCGCGCCUCCGAGCUGUACGACGAAACGGAGGGCAGCUCCCCCGAUGUCGAUGAGGAGACGAGUUUCUAUCGCACAUACUUCACCAUUGCCGAGCCCUACACGGACGAGUUUGCGGAUAGGAACAGCGAGGCCUUCCUCAAUCUGCAGAAGCUGCUCGAGGAGGAGAUACGCAAGUUCUUCGACACCACCGUCGAUGAUGAUGAGCUGGAAAUACGCAGCACCCUGUUGCGAGUUGAUCAAACGGAAGAUGGCUUCAAGGUGAAUGUGAUGCUCCAACUGGAGCUGCCCAAUCGCAUAACAGACUUCGAGGACCAACUGCGCGAACAGUUGACGACCUACAGCCGACUGGGACGAUUGGGUGCCUUUGCAGAUGAUAUAUUCACCUUCAAAAAGGUUCACGAAACCAUGUGGCAGGCAGCAGUCCCCCCAACAACAACGACACCACCACCACCGCCGAUGGAAACACCAGCAUCACCACCAGCCUUUAAGGCGGGAUGCGAUGGCCCGGACUUUACCUGCGCCAAUGGCCAGCGGAUCCAUUGCUAUGACCUGUGCAAUGGUCGAGAGGACUGUCAGGAUGGCUCAGACGAAUGGGAGGGAACCUGUGGCAGAUACUACAUCGAGCCCACCGAUCAGAGCGAUCCCAACGAUCCCAACGAUCCCAACGAACCCAGCGAUCCCAACGAGGAUCAACCUUCCCACGAGCCCACUGCCAGGCCAGAGUCCGAUGUCGAGGGUUCGGGCCACAACAGCUGGAACAGCGACUUGGGCUGUCGCGGCGAUGCCACAUUCAUCUGCCAUGUCAGCGGAAACACCAUCUGCGACGAGAUGCGAUGCGACGGCGUCUUCAAUUGCCAGAACGGCGAGGAUGAGGAGGAUUGUUACCCGCAGACCAACAGCGAUACCCGUCCUGGCCUGGUUUGCACUGAAGAUCAGUUCAGAUGCGACUCCACCUGCCUGCCCCUCUCGUACCGCUGCAAUGGGCAUAUCGAGUGCCGGGAUGAGACCGACGAAGCCGGCUGCCCACAGCCGCCGAACAGCAGCGGAGAGGAGGGCAACCGAGGAUCCGAGGCGCCCACCGAUCGUGAGCCUCAAGAAGACUUAGAUUCCGAUAAUCGUGAAAGCAUACCCGAGUCAGAGCCAGAGCACGAAUCAGAUCCUUAUCCUGAGUCAACUCCAGAGCCAGACACAGGUCGAAAUGAAGUGUGGUCUCCGGAAUGCCAGCCGAAUGAGUACCGUUGCCGCAGUGGACAUUGCAUUGAUGCUGGAAAGCGCUGCGACUACCGCGUGGACUGUCCCGAUGGUGACGAUGAGAACGAAGAGUGCCCCGCCGCCUGCAGUGGCAUGGAGUACCAGUGCCGCGACGGCACACGCUGCAUCAGCGUCAGCCAACAGUGCGACGGCCAUGCCGAUUGCAGCGACGGCGACGACGAAGAGCACUGCGACGGAAGUGGCUUUGGUGUCGAUGACGAUGGGCAGUGUCGGUUCGAUGAGUUCCGAUGCGGCACUGGUGAGUGCAUACCGAUGCGUCAGGUGUGCGAUAACAUAUACGAUUGCAACGAUUACACAGAUGAGAUUAGCUGUGAUAUCCUCACCAACGAGGAGGAAGACGGGCUUGGCAUACCUUUCGAACGGCGUCGACCAGCGCCCAAGUUGGGACGCAACAACGACGGUGAGCUGAGCACCGAGUACCUACCGGUGGGCAGAUACGACAAGGCUGAUCCCGAGAACAAUUGCGCCUCCAAUCAGUUCCACUGCGUCAAGACGGGCGUGUGCAUAAUGCUGCAUCUGCGCUGCGAUGGCUUCUACCACUGCAACGACAUGAGCGACGAGGCGGACUGUGAGCAGUAUCAGGCGCCGCCAAAGACGCGCAAGCCGCCAACGGUCAGCGUCACCACCCGAUCGCCGUGGGUCGUCUCCCCCGAUGCGCUCGAGCGGCGCACCACGGAGGGAGCAAGAAGCGAAGGAGGAGGAGGAGCAGUAACGACACGACCACCACCACAGACUGGCACUGCCACUGCCACAGCCACUAACCCAAUAACAACGACCUACCCAGUAGCAACAGCAACAACAGCAACACCCAAAGCGACGACCUACUCAUCAUCAUCAUCGUCAUCGCCAUCAUCAGGGACAAGCAAUUGCCUCGAAAACAUCGAAUUCGCGUGCCACAAUCGCGAUUGCAUACCCAUUGAGAGCGUCUGCGACGGCACCGUUGACUGUGGCCAUCACGAAGACGAGGAUUAUGCUCUGUGCAACUGCAGCAGCGACAAGUACAAGUGUCAACGCGGCGGCGGUUGCAUACCCAAGACGCAGGUCUGCGAUGGCAAAUCUCAGUGUCGCGAUGGCAGCGAUGAGAGUGCAUGCCACUUCCAGGACAAGUUCAAUAAGACCCGCCUGGGCGUCGAGUGCAUGAGCUUUCAGUACCAGUGCGGCGAUGGUAGCUGCAUUUCGGGGUAUAAGCGCUGCAACGGCAUCACCGACUGUGCCGAUGGGGCCGACGAGUACAACUGUCUGUUUAAUUACGAGGAUGUCGACUAUGACACAGACACAGACCCGGACAACAAUCCAUUGAAUGAAUGCGAUAUCCUUGAGUUUGAAUGUGACUUGGGUCAGUGUCUGCCGUUAGAGAAGAAGUGCGAUGGCUAUACGGACUGUGGCGACGAGACGGAUGAGCUCGAUUGCCCGGCCUUUACAGAGCAUUGUCUAGAGAACGAGUUCGAGUGCGACGAGUAUUGUAUGCCUCGCGAUCAGCUGUGCAACGGCAUUGCCAACUGCAACGAUGGCAGCGAUGAGCGCGGCUGUACUUUUUGCCGCGACAAUGCAUAUCUCUGCAACACUGGCGAGUGCAUUGCCGAUGGUCAGCGCUGCAAUGGCCAAGCCGACUGCUCCGAUGCCAGCGAUGAGCGCCACUGCGAUGUGAGAUCCACAGUGCCCGUAUCCAUGUCCUGCCAUCCACACCAGUGGCAGUGCGCGAAUUCCGAGUGCAUUUAUAGAUGGCAGUACUGCAACAAUCAGAAGGAUUGUCGGGAUGGCUCCGACGAGUUGCCCAGCAAUUGUUUCGGAAACGCCACCACACGACUAACCGCCGCCGAUUGCAGUUCGGAUCAGUUCUUCUGCGACGAUUCGUGCCUCAAUCACUCCAUACGCUGCAACGGUGUGACCGACUGCAGUGAUGGCAGGGACGAGCAUGGCUGCCUCCAUUCCAUACAACCGACAUCCAGCCACUACCCCAACCCGAAUCACCGCUCCUGUCCAGUGCACACAUGCCCCAGCAGCGGCAGGUGCUACUCGGAGAGUGAGCGCUGCGAUCGUCGCCGUCAUUGCGAGGAUGGUUCCGACGAGGCCAAUUGCUGUGCAUCCAAUCAAUUCCGUUGCCACAACGGUGACUGUAUCCCGUAUUCGUCCACCUGCGAUGGCGUACCACAGUGCCGCGAUGGAUCCGAUGAGCUGGAGUGCGGCGGCUCCCUGGAGUGCCUGCCGAACCAAUUCCGCUGCAACAAUGGCCAGUGCGUGAGCGCCACGGUGCGUUGCAAUGGCAAGACCGACUGCCAGGACAGCUCCGAUGAGCAGAAUUGCGGUCGCCACACAGAGGCGGAUACAACAGCUGCCACAAGUGGGACGGCCACCACUAGCACCACCACCACAACAGCCAGUCCAGGUCCAGGACUGCGUAUCAUCUGUCCGGCGACAUCGUUUCGAUGCGAGAAUGGGCCGUGCAUUGCCUUGGGAUUGCGCUGCAAUGGCCUUGUCGACUGUCCAUAUGACAGCAGCGAUGAGGCGGACUGUGGUCUGAUCAGCAACGAGAUCGAGCCCAACGAACCAGGACGAACCAACAAUCAAUUGAAUCUCAAGACAUAUCCAGAUAGCCAGAUCAUCAAGGAGCGAUAUAUUAGGGAGGGUCGCGAGGUGAUCUUCCGUUGCCGUGACGAGGGACCAUUCCGCGCCAAGGUACGUUGGACACGUCCCGGCGGCCAGCCUUUGCCCCCGGGCUUCACCGAUCGCAGCGGACGCUUGGAGAUACCCAAUAUACGCCUGGAGGACUCUGGCACCUAUGUGUGCGAGGCUGUCGGCUAUCCUAGUUACCAGCAGGGCCAGCAGGUCACCGUUCACCUCACCGUCGAGCGCUAUAACGACUUGGGUGCCCGUCCGAGCACAGCUUGCAGCCAGUACCAGGCGACAUGCAUGAACGGCGAUUGCAUUGACAAGAGCAACAUCUGCGACGGCAUUCCACACUGCUCGGAUGGAUCGGAUGAGCACAGCUGCAGCCACGGCCGCAAGUGUCAGCCGAAUCAGUUCCUCUGCAACAACUCCAAGUGCGUGGAUCGCACCUGGCGCUGCGAUGGCGAGAAUGACUGUGGCGACAACUCCGAUGAGGCCUCCUGCGAUCCCGAGCCCAGCGGUGCCCCCUGCCGCUUCAGCGAGUUCCAGUGCCGCAGCGGCCACUGCAUACCCAAGAGCUUCCAGUGUGACGAGGUCUCCGAUUGCUUCGAUGGCAGUGAUGAGGUCGGCUGCAUGGAGCCCGUGCCCAUUCGUCCGCCGCCGCCAGUGAAGGGACUGCUCGAGGGCGAGCCCCUGGAUUUGACAUGCGUGGCCACCGGCACACCCAUACCGACAAUUGUGUGGCGCCUCAACUGGGGCCAUGUGCCCGAGAAAUGUGAAUCGAAGAGCUUCGCUGGCACUGGCACACUCCACUGCCCGGACAUGCAGGUGCAGGACAGCGGUGCCUACUCCUGCGAGAUCAUUAACUCACGCGGCACGCACUUUGUCACCCCGGACACAAUUGUGACGGUCACACCGAAUCGGAAUCAGUUCUGCGAGGCUGGAUUCUUCAACAUGCUCGCCCGCUCUGAAGAGGAGUGCAUCAAGUGCUUCUGCUUCGGCGUGGCCAGCACCUGCGAGAGCGCCAAUCUGUUCUCGUACGCCAUCCAGCCACCGAUUUUGUCGCAUCGCGUGGUCAGCGUGGAGCUCAGUCCCUACCGCCAGAUCGUGAUCAAUGAGGCUACCAGCGGGCAGGAUCUGCUCACCCUCCAUCAUGGCGUGCAGUUCCGUGCCUCGAACGUUCUCUACGGCGGACGGGAGACGCCCUAUCUGGCGCUUCCCAACGACUACAUGGGGAACCAGCUGAAGUCUUACGGCGGCAAUCUGCGGUACGAGGUCAGCUACAUGGGCAGCGGACGUCCAGUGUCCGGCCCCGACGUCAUCAUCACCGGCAACCGCUUCACCCUCACCCAUCGCGUGCGCACCCUUCCGGGCCAGAACAACAAGGUGAGCGUGCCCCUGCUGCCAGGUGGAUGGCAAAAACCGGACGGCCGCAAGGCAACUCGCGAGGAGAUCAUGAUGAUCCUCGCCAAUGUGGACAACAUUCUUAUCCGUUUGGGCUACCUGGAUAGCGUGGCCCGCGAGGUGGAUCUGAUCAACAUCUCUCUCGACUCGGCUGGCACCGUAGACCAGGGCCUGGGCAGCGCCUCCCUCGUGGAGAAGUGCACCUGUCCGCCCGGCUAUGUGGGUGACUCCUGUGAGAGCUGUGCCCCAGGCUAUGUGCGCCAGCCCGGCGGAGCCUGGCUGGGCCACUGCGUGCCUUUUACCCCCGAACCCUGUCCAGCCGGCACGUACGGUGAUCCGCGCCGCGGCAUUCCCUGCCGCGAGUGCCCCUGCCCCCAGAGCGGCAGCAACAACUUUGCCAGCGGCUGCCAACUGCGUCCCGACGGUGAGGUGCUGUGCAACUGCUUCGAAGGCUACACGGGCAAGCGAUGCGAGACCUGCGCAGCUGGCUACCAGGGCAACCCACUGGCCCCGGGUGGCAGCUGCCACAAGACCCCGGAGUCGUCGUGCAACGUCGACGGCACCUACAGCAUCUUUGCGGACGGCACCUGCCACUGCAAGGACCGCGUCAUCGGCGAGCACUGCGACAGCUGUGCCCCCAACAGCUUCCACCUGAACUCGUUCACGUACACCGGCUGCAUCGAGUGCUUCUGCAGCGGCCACCAGGUGGGCUGCGGCAGCACCACCUGGAACCGUGAUCAGGUGACGAGCAGCUUCGGCCGUACCCGUGCCCCGCAUGGCUUCGAGCUGGUGCGCGACUACACGCGUCCCAUGGCCCAGAGCCUGGAGAUUGCCACCUAUGGAUCGGAGCUGAGCUUCAAUGCCGAAGGGGAGCACGGCGCGGACACGCUCUACUGGAGCCUGCCGGCCGUCUUUCUGGGCAACAAACUGGUUUCGUAUGGCGGCAAACUGAGUUACACCCUCAGCUACAGCCCGCUGCCGGGCGGCCAGAUGUCCCGCAACAGUGCCCCCGAUGUGGUGAUCAAGAGCGGCGAGGAUCUGCUGCUUAUCCACUACCGCAAGUCCCCGGUGAGCCCUACAACGGCAAGCUCGUACUCCGUGGAGAUCAAGGAGAGCGCCUGGCAGCGCGGAGAUGGGCAGUUCGCCAAUCGCGAGCACACCCUGAUGGCCCUCAGCAACAUCACGGCCAUCUACAUCAAGGCCACCUACACGACGAGCACCAAGGAGGGAGCCCUCAAGCAGGUGUCGCUCGACACGGCCACCGCCACACCUCUGGGCACCCAGCGUGCCUACGAGGUGGAGGAAUGCCGCUGCCCCACCGGCUACAUUGGACUCUCCUGUGAGACCUGCGCCCCCGGCUACAAGCGCGAUGAUGUCUCUGGCCUCUAUCUGGGUCUCUGCGAGCCCUGCGAAUGCAACGGACACUCGACCCAGUGCGAUGCCGAGUCUGGCGAUUGUAUUAACUGCUCGGACAAUACGGAAGGACCCAACUGCGAUCGAUGUGCUGCAGGAUAUGUGGGCGACGCCACAGGCGGCACCCCGUACGACUGCCAGCCGGACGGUGGAGAGCCACAGCCCCCAUAUCGACCAUUGGAGCCGGGCAACCAGACGAGCGACUGCAGCCGCUGGUGCCAGGCGGAAGGAACUGUCAACUGCCAGGGAAGCUACUGCUACUGCAAGCCAAAUGUUAUCGGGGAUCGGUGCGACCAGUGCCGCCCGGGCACCUACGGUCUUUCUGCCACCAAUCCUGAUGGUUGCAAGGAGUGCUACUGCUCCGGACAGUCGACACAGUGCCGCUCGGCGCCGCUCUACCGACAGCUGAUACCCGUCGACUUCUUCAAGAAUCCCCCCCUGCUGACGGACGAGACUGGGGAGAUCCAGGACGAGAAUAACCUUGACUUCGAUGUGGCCACCAAUAUGUACACGUACUCGCAUCCCUCCUACCUGCCCAAGUACUGGAGCCUGCGCGGCAGUGUGCUGGGCAACCAGCUGCAUUCAUACGGCGGCGAACUGCAAUACAAGCUGCACGUGGAAUCCUACGGCCGCUACGAGCCCGGCCAGGAUGUGAUCCUCAUUGGCAAUGGUCUGACGCUGAUUUGGUCGCUCAACCAGGAGUCACCGGAUGGCCUUAACAGGGUGCGCCUGAACGAGGAUGGUCAGUGGCAGCGCAAGGAUCGCGGACGCACUGUCCCCGCCAGCCGCAGCGAUUUCAUGAGCGUCCUCUCUGACCUCGAGCAUAUUCUGAUCCGUGCCACGCCCAAGGUGCCCACCACACGCACCUCCAUCGGCGAUGUGAUUCUCGAGUCAGCCGUCACCUAUGCCUCCCCCGGCCAUGGACAGGCUGCCACCGACAUUGAGCUGUGUCAGUGCCCUGCCGGGUAUACCGGAAACUCCUGCGAGACCUGCGCCCCGCUCCACUAUCGCGAUGCCGAUGACUCCUGCCGACUGUGCCCCUGCGAUGCGGACAAUAGCGAUGGCUGCCGCCUAGACAGCAAUGGCUACCCCGAGUGCCAGUGCAAGCCUCGCUUUAAGGGUGAACUCUGUCGGGAAAUCGACACAUCGCCCAUAUUCGAAGACCCGCCCAAGAUAUGUGAUAUAAGCAGGGGAUUCUGUUGCAGCGGCUUUAAGUUCGAUAUUGCGCCCAACGAGACAAUCUCGUUCAAUGACACCCUCCAGAUAUAUAAAGACAACAGAAUGAUAGGAAAGAUAACCAAGCUGCCCAACGGCUGUCACUCGAGAGAUACAGGCAACGAGGCCGAACAGCAACCGGAUGAGCCAGAAGAUAAUGGACUCACUCAGAUUAUUGUGUCCAUAGCCAGGCCCCAGAUCACGAUUGUGCCCGUUGGUGGAUCUCUCACGCUCAGCUGCAGCGGUCACAUGCGAUGGAACAAUGAUCCUGUGGUCGUUAGCUGGUACAAGCAGAACAGCCAUCUGCCCGAAGAUUCCGAAGUGGAGGGAGGAGUGCUGUACUUGCGUAACCUACAGAUCACAGACUCUGGCAUCUAUGUGUGCCAUGCCGAGAAUAACGAGACAAUGCACGGCUACCAGGACACCGUCUCCGUCACCAUAUCACAGGAAGGCCAACGGUCACCGGCCCAAAUUGUGGACCUGCCCAACCAUGUGACCUUCGAGGAGUACCAGCCGAACGAGAUCAACUGCGAGGUGGAGGGAAAUCCCGCACCAUCCGUGACCUGGACCCGCAUCGACGGGCAAGCCGAUGCCCAGACCCGCACCGAUGGCACCCGCCUGAUCUUCGACUCGCCCCGCAAAUCCGACGAGGGACGCUACCGCUGCCAGGCGGAGAACAGCCUCAAUCGGGAUGAGAAGUACGUCCAUGUCUAUGUGCAGAGCAGUGCCCCACCAUCGCCGCCACCACGUGAACGCGUCUACAUUCAGCCGGAGGAGUACAAUGGAGUGGAGGGCGACACCUUCCGCCUGACCUGCCAGUCGACCAGCGGCGCCAAUCUGCACUACGAGUGGUCCCUCAACGGCUACCCCCUGAGCGGACAGCGCAACAUCAUUGUCAGCGGCAAUGUGCUCGAGGUGCGCGACUCCAGUGUCCGUGACUCUGGCACCUAUACCUGUGGCGCCUACGAUCUGCGCACCCACCGCAACUACACCGAAGACGCACGCGUCUACAUCGAGCGUCGCGACCUGCCACCCACCGACGAUAGUUCAAGCCCCGUGAUUGUGCGCCUCCAAGAGCUGAUCACCAUCGAGCAGGGUCGCGACUUCAGCAUCACCUGUGAGGCCAGCGGCACUCCGUAUCCCUCGAUCAAGUGGACCAAGGUGCACGACCAUCUGGCCACCAAUGUCCAUGUGAGCGGCAAUGUGCUGAGCAUCUACGAUGCCCGGCCCGAAAACCGUGGCCCCUACUCCUGCAUAGCCGAGAACAUUCACGGCUCCGAUCAGUCCAGCACGAAUAUCGACAUUGAACCCCGGGAGCGGCCGAGCGUUAAGAUCGAGUCACCAUCCCUGCAGACCCACUCGGUCGGCUCCCAGGCGUCACUCUAUUGUCGCGCCAAUGGCAUACCAGAGCCCCAAGUGCAGUGGGUCCGCGUCGAUGGUACACCGCUCUCGCCGCGCCACAAGGAGAUGGGACGCGGCUAUGUUGUCAUUGAUGACAUUCAAAUUGGCGAUGCCGGUGCAUACGAGUGCAGGGCCGAAAAUCAGGUGGGCAAGGCCUCGGGCACAGCCACGCUGCGCGUUGUGGAGGCCCCACUGGUGGUGAUUAAGCCCGGCCAACAGAUCAUCCGUCUGACCGAUGGCGACGAACUGAAUCUGGAGUGCGUGGCCAGCGGCUACCCCAAUCCCAGUGUCCAGUGGAGCCCCAAGGGCCACGAGCCCGAAACGGAGACCAGUCUGGGCGUGAACCGUGAGUCCGUGAGCAACACGGCCUAUCUGAAGAUCUAUCGUGUUAGCCUCUCCGACGCUGGCAUCUACACCUGUUCGGGUGUCAACGAAGCCGGCAACGAUGAGCGCAGCGUUCGCGUGGACAUUCAGCCAAAGCGCGGCGACAUCAGUGAUAAUGAUGGCGAUGUGGAUCAUGGACCGUACCAGCAAACCGACUACCCAGCGCCACCAGUGUCGAGGCCAGGGCAACCACAGCGCUUCCCCACCAACUUUGGCGAUAAUGUGACCCUCACCUGCGACCUUGGCCCCUAUGUGACACGUUGGGUGCGCGUCGAUGGCCGUCCAUUGCCCUCGAAUGCCUACACCGAGCGCAACAGCCUGGUGAUCAUCUAUGUGCAUGAGCAGAAUCUCGGCCAGUAUCGCUGCAAUGCGUACGACAACCGGGACGAGGUGGUCACAUAUGUGGUCAGGGAGCUGGUGCUGCUGCCGCUGCCACAGAUCACCUUCCAGCCAAAGAUACCGCUGCGUGUCGAUGCCGGCGAGAAUGUUGAGAUCUACUGUGAGGUGACAAAUGCCCAGCCAGAGGAUGUGCACUGGGCCACCGACAACAAUCGACCACUGCCAGGUUCUGUGCACAUCGAUGGGCAAAUGCUGCGCUUCAUCUCGAUUGCUCCUGCCGAUGCUGGCGGCUAUCGUUGCACGGCCACCAAUUAUUAUGGCAACACCACCAAGACCGCCCAGGUGGUGGUCAAUCCACCGACCGUCUACGAGCAGGUGCCACAAUCGGAGGUGCAUCAGCGACGCGAGGGCGAAAGCAUUCAGAUGCGCUGCAGCGCCACCGUGCAUGGAGAGGAGCGCGGUAACCUGCAGUUUGAAUGGUAUCGCCAGGAUGGCCGCCCACUACCGAAUGGCGCCCGUCGUGACAGCCAGGUGCUGGUGCUGACCACGCUCCGGCCUCAGGAUGAGGGUCGCUACAUCUGCGAUAUCUACGAUCAUUCGAGCGGGCAGCGUCUGCCUGGCACCGCCGUCGAUUUGCAAGUACACCGAGCCCCAUAUCAAUACAAGGUCGGGCAGAGUAUGAAAGACAUGCCCUGCGUGGUUUUCUAUAUAUGUGCUGCAGACUUCAAGAGCAGCAAGGGGUCAUCCAUCAAGCCGCUAGCUCCUGGAGGCACCAUCCGUCCACCCAUCAUCUCGUACGCGUGCCAGCCGAGUGACUUCAAAUGCGUAUCGCAUCCGCAUACCUGCAUCAAGGCGGGCAUGGUGUGCGAUGGCAUCUACGACUGCCUGGACCACUCGGACGAGUUCAACUGCAUAGGAACCGCCGGCAAGACUGGGAAGACAUCAUCGAGCUCUGGAUCAGGAUCAGGAUUGGGCAGCUUUAAGCGCUGGAAGAAGAGCCAGAAGAUGGAUAGGGAUCAGCACCAUCAUCCAAUCGGAGGCCAACGACUGCAGAAACGUCAUCUGGUUUUGAGAAGGAGCUUCGCGGGUCUUCCAGUGGCCUCAGCCACUCCUGCGCCGGCACCGUACCGUCCUGCCUACCUACCGCCGGCCACAACGCCGGGCCGAGCGCGGGACUACAGCCUGAAACUGGACCAACAAUCAUCGAAUCUGCGUGCGGGCGAGGCCGCCGAAGUGGAGUGCUACUCCUCGGACAACAGCUACACGGAUGUGGUGUGGGAGCGGGCCGAUAGCCAGCCGCUCAGCCCCAAUGUUCAGCAAGUGGGCAACCGCCUUGUGAUAACUGAUGUGACAGCCGCCGAUGCUGGUCAAUAUGUCUGCAAAUGCCGAACGGAUGAGGGUGAUCUGUACACGACCAGCUAUGAGCUGACCAUCGAACAGCAGCCCCACGAGCUCAAGCGCUCCAAGAUUGUCCACUCGAAGGUGGGGGCCGAUGCCAAGCUCCAGUGCGGAGCAGAUGCCAGCCGACGGCCCAGCUACCGCUGGUCCCGCCAGUACGGACAGCUCCAGCCAGGACGAUCUCUGCUAGGGGAACAUUUGUCGCUCGAGGAUCUGCAGGCCAACGAUGCUGGCACCUACAUAUGCACAGCCGUGUACGGGGAUGGAGAGUCAGUGGAUUAUCCCAGCAUUCUGGUGGUGACCGGAGCCAUACCGCACUUCCAUCAGGCGCCACGCAGCUACAUGAGCUUCCCCACGCUGCCGGACUCCUCGUUUAAGCUCAACUUUGAGAUCACCUUCCGGCCGGAGGGCGACGACGGACUGCUGCUGUUCAACGGACAGACGCGCGGCACCGGCGACUACAUAGCCCUCUCGCUGAAGGACCGCUACCCAGAGUUCCGCUUCGAUUUCGGGGGCAAGCCGAUGCUCAUUCGAGCGGAGGAGCCGCUGCAGCUGAACGAGUGGCACACGGUGCGCGUCCAUCGCUCCAGGCGGGACGGUUACAUGCAGGUGGAUGAACAGCAUCCGGUGGCCUUCCCCACACUGUCGCAGGUGCCGCCGCUGGAUCUCAUCGAGGACCUGUACAUUGGUGGCGUGCCCAGCUGGGAGCUGCUGCCCGCGAACGCGGUCACGCAGCAGACGGGCUUCGUCGGCUGCAUCAGCCGCCUGACCCUCCAGGGCCGCACCGUCGAGCUGAUGCGAGAGGCCAAGUUCAAGGAGGGCAUCACCAGCUGCCAGCCCUGUGCCCAGAGUCCCUGCGACAACGGCGGCAUCUGUCUGGAGAGCCAGACGGAGGUGGCCUACUCCUGCGUCUGCCAGCAGGGCUGGACCGGUCGCAACUGCGCCUUUGCCGGCACCCAGUGCACCCCAGGCGUCUGCGGAGCCGGACGCUGCGAGAACACCGAACGGGACAUGGAGUGCCUGUGCCCCCUGAAUCGCACCGGCGACAGAUGCCAGUACAUCGAGCACCUCAACGAGCAGAGCCUCAACUUUAAGCGGAACAGCUAUGCGGCUUACGGUACGCCCCGUGUCACACGUGUGAACAUCACCUUGUCCGUGCGUCCCUCGAGGCUACGCGACUCUGUGCUCCUUUAUGCGGCAGAGUCGAAGCUGCCCAGCGGCGACUAUCUGGCACUGGUGCUGCGUGAUGGCCAUGUAGAGCUGCUGAUCAAUACGGCGGCACGACUGCGUCCAGUCGUUGUGCGCUCUGCCGAGCCCCUGCCCCUGCAUAGAUGGACGCGCAUUGAGGUGCUGCGUCGCCAGGGCGAGAGCGUGCUGCGGGUGGGCGAGGGCCAAGAGCAACGGGCCAAGGCUUCGGGAGCGGCGCGCACAUUGUCGCUGAAGACGCCUCUGUUUGUGGGCGGCUACGAUCGGGCCUCGGUGAAGAUCAACCGAGACGUGAACAUCACGGAGGGCUUUGAUGGUUGCAUUUCGGGACUGUACGACUCGCAGCGGUCCAUUCAGCUGCUGGCGGACAUCAAGGAUGCGGCCAAUAUCCAGAAUUGCGGCGAACUCAAUGAGAUCAGUGGCGCCGAUGGUGACGCUGAGGCUGAGGACGAGAGCGAGGUGCCAGUGGCACCCGCUGUGGUACCUUCAGCUCGUGUGCCAGAGGCCACCAGCGAGCAGGAGGAGCAACUGCAGCCCUACAACAUGGCGCCGUGUGCCAGCGAUCCCUGCGAGAACGGUGGCAGCUGCAGCGAAGUUGAGAACCAGGCCAUCUGCUCCUGCCCCCUGGGCUACAGCGGCAAGCAUUGCCAAGAGCACAUCCAAGUGGGCUUCAAUGCCUCGUUCCGCGGUCAUGGCUACAUGGAGAUCAAUCGCAAUCAAUUCGAUUCAAACAUAGAGCAGCUAUUCACCUCCGCCGCCAUGGUCUUCUCCACGAGCAAACCGAACGGGCUGCUACUCUGGUGGGGACAGGUUGCCGGCGAGGAGUUUGUGGGCCAGGACUUUAUCGCUCUGGCCGUUGUCGAUGGCUAUGUGGAGUAUUCGCUGCGUUUGAACGGUGAGGAGACGGUGAUCAAGAACAGCGACACCCGAGUGGACGAUGGCCAGCGGCAUAUUGUGCUUGUGAAGCGAGUGGACAACACGGCCAUUCUAGAGGUCGAUCGCAUCUCGCAUUCGGGCGAGACGCGACCCACCGGCAAGAAGGAGAUGAAGCUGCCGGGCAAUGUGUUCAUAGGUGGCAUUCCGGACAUUUCUCAAUUCACGGGCGGCCGUCAAAGGCACAACUUUGUCGGCUGCAUUGUGGUGGUUGAGGGCGAUGCCGUUGGCCAGAUAAAUCUGGGCCAGGCCGCCGUCAAUGCCGUCAAUGUGGACACCUGUCCAGUUAACGAUGAGUCCCUGGGAGGCACCGAACCGCCAGUUGUGUAAGGGAUACGCACACACACAACACGCGAAUCAGCAACCGAAAUUAGCUUUUUAAUUAAUUAACAAACAAAAUGAAGCCCAAUUUUUAUAUUGUAUAUCGUACAUGCACGCACACACUUGUACGCGAAGGAUGAAAUAACAUUUACGACAUGUUCUGUGUGUGUCGAGACCCAAAACUAUGAUUGCUUCUUCGAUCCUUAAGUCUAAGUUAAAGAUUGUAGCAAGAAAAAGAUGAGAGAAAUAUCACAAACAAAAAAAAUAAAAAAUAAAAGCCAUAUGAAAAAGUGAGACGACACGAGAACCGAAUCGAA